GAUGGCUGGCGGAGCCUGAAGUCAGUGAGAGGCAUCAACGUGACUGACCACACCUACUUGGGCAGAGAGCAGAACGGUGAGAUCUCCACUUCCGUCCACAGUCGCAGUCUCUGUCCCACCCGGUUCCUCAAACCUCACAGCUGUUUUCAUGCCUGCAGGGUCGUCUUUUUUCAUGCACUUCAGCACUGAGGGCAGAAACCAGGGGGACGCAGCCCGACUGGAGAGCAGGACGCUGACCCCGACAAGAGACUGCAAAGUCCAGUGCCUGCAGUUCUACUACUAUCACAGCGGAAACGAGUCUGACCAGCUCAACAUCUGGAUCCGAGAGUUCCAGAAUGAGUCCGACAGCAGAGGAUCUCUCAGACUGAUGGAUCAGAUCACAGAAACCCCUGGGAACUACUGGAAGCUGCAUCAUGUGCCACUGAACGCAAAUAAAUCUUUCCAAGUUGUGUUUGAAGGCCGUAAAGGAGCUGGAAACUCCCGUGGAGGACUCUCACUGGAUGAUAUCAAUGUUUCAGAGACCGAGUGUCCUUCUCACACAUGGCAGAUAAGAGACUUUGAGAAGGAACUGAACAGUGGGUUUGGCUCUUGGUGGAGUCCACUGUAUUACUCCAGUGAUGGUUAUCGCUUUGGGGCUAAGUUAUAUUUAUCAGGGAAUCAACUUUCAAUGAGUGUUUUUUUGGUACCUGGUGCAUAUGAUGAACAGUUGCAGUGGCCUUGUCCAUGGAGACAAAUAACCGUCCAGAUCCUCGACCAGAAUCCACACAUACAGAAGCGCAUGUCCUUCGAGCAAAGCGCCACCACUGACCCCAAUUUUGAUUACUUGGACUUUAUGUAUUAUACAGACGGGAACAAUCCUGAAAAUGGUGAUGAGUCUGUAUUUGUGGGUGGAACUGCCUCUUUUAAGCUCCUAACAACAGAUGAUCUCGCUCGAAGAGAGUUCAUCAAGGGUGGUGACAUCAUACUUCUCCUCGACUUUCAAGAUAUCUCAGGUCUGCUUCAGAACGACUCUCUAUCCUGCCCUAAAGUGACCGUGAAGAACUUCAACGCUUCUACUGACACAAGUGUCCACCAGGAACCAUGUGCUGCGAGAGCAUCUUCCACAGCUCAGCCGAUCUCAACAACUACAACAACUGGCCAUACAACAACACCAGCAGGACCCACUGAGCGAGCAUCUUCCACAGCUCAGCCGAUCUCAACAACUACAACAACACCAGCAGGACUCACUGAGCGUGAGUGUGUGGACAUAUUCUGCAGUUCCAGCUCCAGGACUGCUUCCUCUCUGAUCAUCUUGCUGCUUUGCUUUCUUCUGCUGGAGAUUUAAUCAUGACGAAUCACUAUUAUCACUGCUCUACGUCUGACUACACAAGAUUUCAAUGGCAAAAACUGUCUUCAGCCAUUAAGUGUGUGUUGAUAAUUAAUGGAGAUAAUCAAUGUUAAUCUCAGCUUUAAUCAUAAUAGUUGUUGAUAACAAUAU
Messenger RNA from Ctenopharyngodon idella (grass carp), 1477 nucleotides. RefSeq names its product meprin A subunit beta-like. Gene Ontology annotation, cellular component: membrane. Bases 149 to 1324 code for a protein of 391 amino acids. The record is from RefSeq and is a predicted model, not a curated record. The transcript has 7 exons. Gene Ontology annotation, molecular function: protein binding. NCBI's taxonomy places the organism in Eukaryota, Metazoa, Chordata, Actinopteri, Cypriniformes, Xenocyprididae.